AUGUGUGAUGCGGCCAUAUGGGUUGGAGUCGUUGAUAUAUUUAUGGUUAAGUCGUCAGAGCAUCCUCAUGAUGUGGAGAUUACUGAGCCCUGUGAUGCAGAGAUUCGAGUUGAGAGGAAUGUAGCCUCUUUUCUUGAUGAAGACCCGAAUUUUGACUACCAUGACACACCUCCAAACUCAGAUGAUGAAGGUUGUGGAGAAUUACUAAAGUCGGCUGUGGUGGCAAAGAUGUUUAUGGAUGAGAUAAGGUCUAAUCUUGAUUAUUCACCGAAAGCUAUACAAUAUGAGGUCCAAAAGAGGUUCAAUAUUAUGAUAACCCCUGAUGUAUGCAAGAAGGCGAAGAAAAAAGUAAUAGAGAUGAUUCACCGUGACCAUAUAAAGCAGUUAUCUAGGCUCAGAGAUUACAAAGAUGCAAUCCUUGAGACUAAUCCUAACUCCACUGUGGAGUUAGAAACUAUCAUUGGUGAUGAUGGUUCAGAACUAUUCCGAAGGGACACCAAUAAUGGCUUGUACCCCAUUGCUUGGGCUGUUGUUGAUGUUGAGGAUGAGGAGAACUGGACAUGGUUCUUAAGUAAGCUAAAAGAUGAUUUUCAUCUGCAAGAGGGUCAAGGAUUCACAGUUAUUUCUGAUAGACAAAAGGGCUUGAUAAAUGCAGUAAACAGGGUGUUGCCUUAUGUUGAACAUAGGAUGUGUGCUAGGCACAUUUAUGGUAACUUGAAGGGUGAUUUCCCUAAUCAAAAUGAAGUGAAGACUAUGUUUUGGCGUGUGGCAGAAAGCUACACGGUGGCUGAAUAUGAAACAAAUUUGGAAAAUGCAAGGAACUAUGAUAUCCGAUUAUAUGAUGCCAUUAUGCAGAGAAAUCCCAGGAAUUGCAGUUUAGCUUUCUGUUCACCUACAGCCAAAUGUGUUGAUGUUCACAACAACAUAUCAGAGUCGUUCAACAAUGUCAUCGAUCCAGCAAGGUCCGUACCAAUGGUUGAGAUGUUGGACACUAUUAGGAGAAGAACCAUGGUGCGUAUUGAUUUCAGGAAGACUGCGUCCAGUCAGUAUACAGGUCGAGUCACUGAGAGGGCAAAAGAGAUCUUAGAAGAAGAAGCUAAGUACAUAAAGUACUGCUCAUUUGUCCCAGGUGCAGAUGGUAGAUAUGAUGUUUGUGAGUCUGGUGUAGGUUACAGUGUGAAUCUUAGGCUGAGGACAUGUGUUUGUAGAAGAUGGGAUAUGAGUGGAAUUCCAUGUCGCCAUGCUCUACAUGUGAUCACCGAGAAGAAGCUUAACCGUGAAGAUUACAUUAGCGACUGGUAUUUGAACUCGAGGCAGCAAUGUAUUUAUAGUGAUUCGAUUGCACCAGUUUAUGGUAUGUUGUUCUGGCAUAGAACUGGUUCUGUUGUGGUGCCACCUGCUGCUUUAGUUGAACAGAUUGAAAACAGGAAAGGUAAGAAACCAAAGUUGAAGAGGAAGAAAGCAAGGCAUGAGUCUCCUACAAAAACGAAGAAGAAGCUUAGUAGAGAUAAAAAAAACAUGCAUUGUAGUCUAUGUGAUUACCCUGGACACAACAAAUUAAAGUGUCUUAAUGCUGGAGUCAAGAGAUACAAACCACCAAGGAAACCAAGGAAGAAGAAGCAGCCAUCAAAUGCAACUCAAGGAAGUCAAGUAGCAAUUUGCACUUUUGGGUUGUGUACGGGUAUGAAAUGGCCAUUUUCCCAGUAA
Messenger RNA from Camelina sativa (false flax), 1707 nucleotides. RefSeq lists its product as uncharacterized. NCBI's taxonomy places the organism in Eukaryota, Viridiplantae, Streptophyta, Magnoliopsida, Brassicales, Brassicaceae. The record is from RefSeq and is a predicted model, not a curated record. Gene Ontology annotation, biological process: DNA transposition. Gene Ontology annotation, molecular function: transposase activity; DNA binding; zinc ion binding.